CCACUCCUUCCUCUCUUCUCUAUUAUCAUGAUAAUUAAUCAUUAAUAUAGCAAUAUAAAGUAUCUCACACGCUCAUUAUUCACAACUAAUACAUACACUUUCAUUAGCAGUGAAGACAGAUGAUGAAUAUGGGAAAAGAAGAAGUUGAAGCAGAGGGCAAGAACAGGAGCCUUGAGGAUUUCGAUCCACAAAAGAAGCCUAAGCGAAACAACUAUGCUUUUGCUUGUGCCACUUUGGUUUCCAUGACUACCAUCUUGCUUGGUUAUGACAUUGGGGUUAUGAGUGGAGCAGCAAUGUACAUACAAAGAGACUUGAAGAUAUCAGAUGUGAAAAUUGAGAUUCUGCUGGGAAUCAUAAACUUGUAUUCUCUAGUAGGGUCAUGCCUCUCAGGAAGAACCUCCGACUGGAUUGGUCGUCGAUACACCAUAGCGCUUGCCGGCGCAAUCUUAUUCGCCGGAGCCAUAUUGAUGGGCUUCUCUCCCAACUAUGCAUUCCUUAUGUUUGGCCGUUUUGUUGCUGGUAUUGGCAUCGGCUACGGCGCCGUCGUUGCUUCCGUCUACAUCGCCGAAAUCUCCCCUGCUUCCUCCCGUGGAUUCCUCACCUCAUUCCCUGAGGUAUUCAUAAAUGGAGGGAUAUUACUGGGAUACAUUUCAAACUUUGCAUUCUCAAAGAUGAAACUCCAAGUCGGUUGGAGAAUGAUGCUCGGAAUCGGAGCUAUACCUGCUAUGGUUUUAGCCAUUGGAGUGUUAGCUGUACCAGAGUCACCAAGGUGGCUCGUAAUGAAGGGUCGCCUGGGCGAAGCAACAAAAGUGCUAAACAAAACCUCCGACACAAAAGAAGAAGCACAACAACGCUUAUCAGACAUCAAAAGAGCCGCGGGAAUCGCACAAGACUGCAACGACGACGUCGUUCAGGUCGCAAAGCAGAACACCGGCCAGGCUGUAUGGAAGGAGCUUUUCCUCUACCCUACACCCGCGGUUCGUCACAUUCUAAUCGCAGCCCUUGGUCUACACUUCUUCCAACAAUCUUCUGGCAUCGACGCCGUCGUUUUGUACAGCCCGCGAAUAUUCGAGAAGGCUGGGAUCAACAGCGACACGGAGAUACUACUUGCAACUGUGGCCGUUGGGUUUGUUAAGACGGUUUUCAUUUUGGUUGCCACGUUUACUUUGGACCGCGUGGGGAGGCGUCCCCUGUUACUCUGCAGUAUUGGCGGAAUGAUGCUCUCGCUUCUCACGCUCGCUACCAGCCUCACGAUCAUUGAUCACUCGGAUCACAAGGUGACCUGGGCCGUUGGAUUGAGCCUUGCCACUGUGUUGUCUUUUGUGGCCACGUUCUCGAUUGGUGCGGGGCCCAUGUGGUCGGUUUAUUGCUCUGAGAUCUUUCCGUUGAGGCUGAGGGCGCAGGGUACGGCUGCGGGCGUUGUGGUAAAUAGGGUCACGAGUGGCGUGGUGACAAUGACGUUUUUGUCCCUCUCCAAGGCCAUUACUAUUGGGGGCGCGUUUUUCCUCUUUUCGGGGAUUGCCUUGCUUGGCUGGAUAUUCUUCUACACCAUGCUCCCUGAAACGAGGGGCAAGACCCUUGAGGAAAUGCAAGGGUCUUUUGGUAAAUUCUGGGCAAAACCCAAUUCCGCUGAGGUUGAUGGUGGUAAUGGCCAAGUUCAGCUAGGAUAAUAUAAUGUGGAUAUUAUCGUUACGAAAAUAAAAUAAUGUGGAUUAUUACAGCAGCUAAGUUUUGUCUCUAUUUAGGUACCAUAUGCUUGGAUUAUUACUGUGGUGGCAGGCUAGCAGGUCAAGUUGCAAUUGGCAACGAAUUCAAAUAUAGCAGCUUAGUUGCUCGUGACACAUUAAUUGAUAUGGACUCAUAUAUAUAUAUAUAUGAUGCUAGCAUGCAAGGUGUUCGCAAUUCUUUCUGAAUUUCGUUUACCCUUGAAACUUAUCCCUCCACAAUUCUAUAUU
This is a messenger RNA of Arachis stenosperma, 1955 nucleotides long. RefSeq names its product polyol transporter 5-like. Bases 120 to 1670 code for a protein of 516 amino acids. Gene Ontology annotation, biological process: transmembrane transport. Gene Ontology annotation, cellular component: membrane. Gene Ontology annotation, molecular function: carbohydrate transmembrane transporter activity. NCBI's taxonomy places the organism in Eukaryota, Viridiplantae, Streptophyta, Magnoliopsida, Fabales, Fabaceae. The transcript is spliced from 3 exons. The record is from RefSeq and is a predicted model, not a curated record.